Molecule: messenger RNA, 376 nt
Organism: Trichobilharzia szidati
Lineage: Eukaryota; Metazoa; Platyhelminthes; Trematoda; Strigeidida; Schistosomatidae
Source: the annotation of a GenBank genome assembly
GACUGGAAGGGAUUAUUCCGUUCACCACUUGAUACUCGGGACUCACACAUCGGAUGAACAAAAUCACCUACUGAUAGUUACAGUUCAUCUGCCAAAUGAUCAGGCAGAAUUCGAUGCAAGUGCUUAUGAUAGUCAACGAGGUGAUUUCGGUGGAUUUUAUUUCCCAUCUGGCAAAUUGGAAAUAUCAAUGAAAAUCAAUCAUGAAGGGGAGGUGAAUCGUGCUCGGUUUAUGCCACAAAAUUCAGAUAUAAUAGCUACUAAAACACCUAGUGGAGAUGUUUUAAUAUUUAAUUAUCCAAGCCAUCCUGCAAAUGCAUCAUUGGAGCAAUGUUGUCGACCGGAUUUACGUCUUACAGUAAAAAAAAUAAGAUGCUAG